Vigna umbellata (rice bean) is the source of this 1032-nucleotide messenger RNA. Its product is annotated as receptor-like protein kinase FERONIA. Gene Ontology annotation, biological process: protein autophosphorylation. Gene Ontology annotation, cellular component: plasma membrane; plasmodesma. Lineage: Eukaryota; Viridiplantae; Streptophyta; Magnoliopsida; Fabales; Fabaceae. The record is from RefSeq and is a predicted model, not a curated record. Gene Ontology annotation, molecular function: ATP binding; transmembrane receptor protein tyrosine kinase activity.
AUGUUUAUGAAAUGUUUAGGCAACACAAGUUCUUCAAAGAAACAGUAUCAAACAGUAAUAGAAGAGUUGUGCCAUCAGUUUUCUCUUGCAGAGAUUAGAAAGUCAACCAACAACUUCGAUAGAAAGAGACUAAUUGGUCGUGGAGGAUUUGGUGAAGUAUAUAAAGGCUAUCUCCAACAUUAUGCUGCUUCUAAUUACAUAGUAGCAGUGAAACGGUUUUCUGUGGAACACAGUGAAGUGUUCAAGAAUGAAAUAGAGUUGCUCUGCCAGCUUCGUCACCCUAAUUGUGUGUCUCUUAUAGGAUUCUGCAACCACAAGAAAGAGAAGAUUGUUGUGUACGAAUACAUGUCCAAUGAAUCUCUAGAUCGACACCUACAACGUGGGGAGCUGUCAUGGAAGCAAAGGUUAGAGAUUUGCACAGGAGCAGCGCGUGGACUACACUACCUUCAUGCAGGAGCUAAGCGCACCAUCAUCCACCGUAUAGUCAAACCUCGAACCAUCCUUUUGGACGACAACAUGCACCCAAAACUCACAGGUUUCUGCAUUAGCGUAAAGGGGUCACGAUUGAUGUCAAAACCAAAGCCAAUUAAAGUUGAUGUUGUGGCUGGUACUCCUGGAUACAUGGCUAGAGAGCUUUUCACUGACGAUGCCAUCACAGAUAAAUCUGAUGUUUAUUCUUUUGGUAUGGUUCUGCUAGAAGUUGUGUGUGGAAGGAAAUACAUAACAAUGCCAGCUGAAAGAGAAUUUCUGGAGAAGCCUGUUGAGGAAAAAGUUGAUGCGAGCAUCAAGGGAAAGAUUGCACCAAAGUGUUGGGAAGUCUUCAUAGAUAUCACCAAAAGAUGCGUGAUGUAUGAACCGGAUGAGCGACCAACAAUGGGUGAAGUAGAGGUACAACUAGAGUAUGCUUUGUCGUUGCAGGAACAGGCUGAUACAAAUACUAAUGGUGAUUAUACCUUAUUUUCCACCACAGUUAUUCACCCAGGAGCGGAACUGAUAGACAGCACAGAAGACAGUGAUACUGAAGAAAUGUAA